CUGAUUCAAGCUGUGACCCAGCAGCAUCACCGCAGUGCUGAGGAGGGAAGGCUGCUGCUCCCAGCUCAGUACUUGGAGAUCACCUCACCAACUCCUGCCCUCUCCACCAGCACCACAAUGGCAGAAGCUGCUGUUGCUCCAUUCCAGUAAAUCAUUUGCUCAGCCCGUGGCUGUGGCCUCGUACCUUGACCCCAUUGAUGGGCCGGCUCCCUUUGGUGCCAGCAAAGCAAUGCUCUGCUCAUUGCUGCCACAGCCAAACCCACUGCUCUUUCUCUCCUUCCCCUCUCAUCCUGCCAUUGCCGGGUGCCCGCUGUGUGCUGCAGCAGGUUGGGAUCUGACGGCCUCAAGGAGUUCUCUCAGGUGAAGGAGAAGAAGGUUGUCUGAAUAUACCUAUGAGUGAGCUGCAAUGGAUAACAAAGACUCAGAAGCUGAGAUCCACCCUCUGAAGACAGAGGACGUGAAAGCUCAAGAGAACCAUGAGAACUCUGUUGAGAGGAGAAUUAUCAUCAAGCCGUCGUCGCAGCUGUCUCGGCUGUCCCGCUGGCGCACUGCUGCCUUCUUCGUCUCAUUAUUCUUGUGUCUCAUCAUUGUGUUUGCCUUCUCCUUUAUCAUUCCUUGCCCAGAGAGGCCUGUUUCAGAGAGAACGUGGCUCCGAAACUAUGACAGUGCAGUGGCUUACCGGUUUCUUGUUAUAGAAGAUGUGAACAAGGACAAAGUGCAAGAUGUCAUCUUUGCUUUCAAAGCCAGCAAUGGCAGCAGCAGCUUCAACAGCUCCUGUUUGGAUGAAGGUCUGCCUUCUCCAUGUGCUUUCAUCACUGCCGUGUCCGGCACGAAUGGCAGAGUGCUCUGGGAGAGACCUGCUGCCACGGAGGUGGAAUGGAUGCAGUGCGGCAUCACGCAGCUUGGAGGGGCCCCAGGCUGCCUUCUGGUGGGGCAACCGGUGUCACUGACUGCAGUUGACCAGCAGACAGGGGAAGUUCAGUGGAGACAGUCUGAUGACUUUGGAGCUAAUUAUACUGUGCUGACUCCCUUGUCAGUGAUUCCAGAUGUGGAUGGUGAUGGAGUUCAGGACCUGAUAAUCUUUAUUGCUACAGGAGAUAAGAUUAAGACCUUCAUCCAUUCAGGAAAAAGUGGCCAACAGAUCGGCUCCACUGGAAGCCUGAAUGUGGAUGGGGAAGCUCGUUACAUCAUGCUGAGCCCAGGCUCCUCCCACUACUUCCUUUUCUAUACAGCCAACUCUAUCUACGCAUAUUCCCUGAAAGAUCUCUACAGUGCAGCAACUGGGAUGGAAAUUAAGCUUCCUGGCCUUGAGCAAGAUCCUCAGUGGGAGAAGAACGUCGAUCACACCACACACCGCCUGAUCCCUCUCAGCACCGGAGACAUACGUUACCUGGCAAAAAUUCCUGGCAGAUCGAGGGAGAACAUCCUGGUUGUGAGCUCAGAGAUGACCACGCUGAUCAGUGCACAGAAUCUGCAGACAUUGUGGACCCUCAACGUGUCCCGUGUCAUGAGUGAGCCACUGCUUGGGUACUACAAACCUGAUGUUCUUGAUGUUGUCCUUGAGAGUGAGAUCGGACCCAACAGGAAAAAGGUUAUGAUUGUGGAGGGUGGAUCUGGAGCAGUCCAAUGGGACCUGAAGCUGAACUCUAGAGCAGAGAGCCCCCAGCCAGCUACACUUUCUACUGCUGAUCACCGGUCAACCUUCCUCAUCUGGGGUGAAUACCAAGUAGCAGGAAAUGAAACGAUAUCAACAGAUCCUCUACAGAAGCUUUAUCUUUUCCAUCCUUCCUACACUAAUGUCCUAUUGGAGCUCCGCAACAGCACAGAUCAGAUAAUUGCCUUCAAUGCCACGCUGUUCGAGCGCAGCCGUCACGCCUGCUAUGUGCUGUUGAGGGGACCUCAACCCGGUGAGGAGCCAGGGCUGGUGUCUCUGAUGAAGCGUAAGCUGAAGGAGGACGUCUCUGAGAGCAGGGUGAUCUGGCUGAGCCAGGUGGCUGUGGACAGUGAGCAGUACAUCCGUGACCGCCUCUAUAGGAUGCGGUACCACAGCAGAGUGUGAGCUGGCCAGGAGACCAGGAGAGUCUUCAGGCUGCCUCUCCUCUGCAGCAGUGCUCUUAGCAAACCCAGAUCGUGGAUUCAAAUGGGAAGCUGCCUUUCUCGAUCUGCAAACCAAAGCGUGGCUGGCAGGGAAGCAACCCCUCUGCCUGGGUAUGCCCAGGGUGAGGGAGCAGCUGCCAGUGCAUCCAUUGCCAGAGCUGAUGGGGCUUCAGUGCUCAGCCACCGCUGAAGUGUCGUGAGCUCAGGGAUGAGGGCUUUCCCCUCCUUUUUGUGCCCACUGAACUGUGCUGGCUCAGCCUGUAGAUGGAGGGAAACGUGCUUGCUGGGAAUGCCUGCACUGGUUGUUUCUUGGGUGCUUGCAUGAGAAGUGGAGCUUCUGUGUGUGGUGUUAGGUUUCCUUUCUGAGUCAGCUCUCCUGGCUGCCAGAGAGGUGCUUGGCUGCAGGCUGAUUUACAGUUACCCCCUCCUGAAUUUGGGCCCCUGCUUCAGUAGUGGGUAUGUGUAGUGCUAGACUCCAGCCCUGUGAGUGGGCUAAGUCUUACCUGGGCCUUCAGAAUGCAGGUUGAAGUGUCAUUCUACUUAGAAAAUGACCUUUUCUCCUAAGAACAGCCCCAUGUGCCUCUCCCUGCAGUCACAAGGCGAAGUGUGUUUUCUGUGCUGCUUCCUUUCCAGCCAGGCUGUGUAGCACUGAUGACACCGAAAGGGAGCUGGUCUCCUACCUGACUUAUGCACCAUCAUUCCCCUCACCCCAUUGUGUUUACAGGGGACGUGAAAACCACCAUGAGCCUGGGCUGACUGGUCCCUGCAGGUACGGACACCACCUCUCCUCUUGGUUUCAAGGUGCAAGGGGAUCUAGGCCAUUUUUUAAUAGUGGAAUUGCACUUUAACCUUUCCUGGGAGCUUGGCUUGCUGGUCCUGGGAAUCCUGUUCCCAAGUGGCAAUGCCAGCUGUCCUGCAAAUGCUCCUGCAGCCUUUGCAGCUGCUGUGGUGCCCAUCUGAGCAUGGUCCUCUCUGCUAUGAGGUGGGCAUGUUGCAAGACAGACACGAGCCACUUGGUGAGACUACAGGAGCUGUCUGUCCAUGGGGAGCUCUGUGCUGCCUCCUUGCCCUGAGAUGAAGAGAUGUCCCCAGAGAGUUGGUUGCUGUGUGGAGGUGAUGUCUCACUUGGAGGCUUCUUCAUGGGGAGGUGUGUGCUUUGGUGGGCACCAGUGCAGGCUGCAGAAGCAGUGUGCACAGCCUGGACCGUAGGCUGCACGGUCCUGAAAUCUGCUGUCCCUGCACCAGCUGCACUGAGACACAACCACUGUUCAUACACUGGUGUCCAUUUGGUUGCUGAGAAGAAGGUGGGCAGAAAACACACAGCUUGGCAUGAUGGAGUUUGCACCCUUAGGAAGCUCUUUGUUUAGUGCUCGGAGUGGGCACCUGUUGCUGCUGUCAGGCGGCCCUGGGGCUGCCCAAAGGAUGAGUCCACACCAUGACCCAGGGCUGAGUGCUGCAGGUUGUGUCCCACUGCCAUUCUGUGGGUGGGAGCAACGUGCCUGGGCUGUAUCUCAUUGUAAUGACACUGUCCUUCAUCCUCAGCUCCCAUCUCAGACCUGACUUUUCCAGUAGGUAACACUGAACGCCCCUUAGGAAUGCUGGGUUUUCAGCUCCUGGGGGCUUUUCUGGCUUUAAGUUUUCCAUUUGUGUUUCCAAAUCCAUUGGAGACCCAGAGGUUCCCUGUGGCAGCUCGACUAAAUGAAUCAGUGCCAAACCAGCGCCUUCUUAACGAGUCCUUUUUCCAGCUUCUUUCCCCGUGUAAUUGUUUUCUGCAGUAUUUAAUGAAUGACUUCGUGCCUUGAUUCAAUAACUCAGAUGGGUGAUGAUGGCAUUAGAUCACUGUGUUAUGCAUUAGUGUGUUUUUUUAACACUAAGACUGUUUGGUUCUUUAACUUAUUGCAAAUCGUGCUGUAUAGGACUUGCUUUAACUGUACUGGUUUCAAUAAAUCCUCUUUUGCAUUGUUUGUAAA
Molecule: messenger RNA, 4067 nt
Organism: Coturnix japonica (Japanese quail)
Lineage: Eukaryota; Metazoa; Chordata; Aves; Galliformes; Phasianidae
Gene: FAM234A
Product: family with sequence similarity 234 member A
Cellular component (GO): cell surface
Molecular function (GO): protein binding
Source: RefSeq, a predicted model, not a curated record